AUGGCGGAUCCGCUGUCGAUUUCCUCAGGCAUCGCGGGGCUGCUCUCGCUGGGGUUUGGCGUCACCAAAAGCCUCGUUGAGUUCUAUUCCGCAUACAAGGACCAGGAUGCCGAUGUGGCUCAUACGUGCGAUAAACUCGAUUUCCUUCUGGGUCUUUUCGAAACGCUCCGAUCGACCCUCGAUGACUAUCAAUUCCUGCCCAACCAACAGGGAAUUCUCCAGAGAAUCGAAACACUCAUUCAGAAAUGCGAAAAGCUCAUCAGCAACCUCCAGCAAGAAUGCCAGAAACUCGACAAAUCUUCGGCUCACAAUUUCAAAGGCAAAAUCAAAACCUUUGGCCAUCGCCUCGGCUACUUCUUCUCCAAGGACACUCUCCUCAAGCUUGAUCGCGAGAUUGGCGAAAUCCGCGACCACCUCGCCGUGGCGCUGGACGUGAUCCAGCUGGAAGACAGCAAGAAAGCCCAGAAGGGAAUUUCUGAGCUCAGGUCCCUUCAUAUUUCUGCGAUGAUCCGGGACUGGCUCGAUGCUCCCGAUGCGAGUGUCAAUUACAAUGCCGCGUGCGCCAAACACCACACCGGCACUGGAUUGUGGCUGGUCAAUGGAAGCCGCUUUAAAAACUGGCUUACACAGAGCAACUCGUUUCUUUGGCUCAAUGGGUUCUCUGGAUGUGGCAAGUCGGUUCUGUGUUCCACCGCAAUUCAGUAUGCCUUCCGCGAGAAGCAACGCUUCUUCAAUAAAAGGGGCAGUUUUCCUCAUGUAGGAGUUGCGUUUUUCUAUUUCACUUUCAGCGACGAAGCGAAGAAGAGCCAGCACGCCAUGCUUCGAGCGUGGUUGCUACAGCUGUCUGGUCAACACGGGGACUGUGAAACCGACCUCAAAGACCUUCACGACUUGUACCGCAAUAGUACGCCACCGGUGGACGAAUUGAUUUCAUGUCUUCGUCGCAUGAUCGAAAGGUUCGACCAAGUCUAUCUUUUGGCUGAUGGUCUGGAUGAGUGCCCUCGCUCCAGCUCGGAGGAGGGCGUUCGGUAUGGUCCACAAGAAGAGGUGUUGGAAACUCUCAACACCAUUCGCGAGUGGGGCCUAUCCAGCCUGCAUCUGUUAGUCACGAGUCGGGACGAGUCAGAGAUCCGAGCGGCCCUGGACCCGUCAGGAGAAGAGGACGUGGUGAUGAAAAAUGCAGAAAUUGACCGAGACAUCAAGAACUACGUCUCUGCGGAGCUCAACAACGACAAAAAGCUCCAGAGAUGGUUCAAGUACCACGAUGACAUCAAGCAAGCCUUAGCGGAACGUGCUCGAGGAGUGUUCCGCUACGUCGAGUGCCAAUUCAAAGAGAUCCGGCGAUGCGCGCGAAACAAAGAAAGUCUUCUGCAAUGUCUCAACUCUCUUCCACCCGACUUGGACCGAACUUAUGAGCGAAUGUUGUGCAGUAUUGAAGACAGUUGCAUCGACGACGCUCGGCGGAUUCUUACGUUACUAUGCUUUUCUGCUCGACCGCUCACAGUAGAUGAACUCGUCCACGGCCAUGCAGUCAAUCUUGAAAAGUUGAGCUUUGAGCGUGAAGACCGACUAUUAGACCCCGAUAGUCCCUUUGAGAUAUGCCCCGGGUUGAUAGACAUAGUGCCCGUGGAUGACUCGACCACGACACUUCGCAUUGCUCACUUCUCAGUGCAGGAAUACCUUCAGUCCGAUCAAAUCCGGGGCCAGAAAGCUUCCAUGUACUCGCUGCAACCAGAGCCUUCGCACAAUGAAUUGGCACAGACUUGCUUGGUCUAUCUCCUCGACCCUGAGCUGUCUAGUAAUGACCUGGACGACGAAGUCAUCGAAGAGUUUCCUUUGGCUCCUUACGCUGCGAUGUUUUGGUAUCAUCACUACCUCAAAUCCGGGGCAGCUGCGACAGAAACUGAAGAUUUGGUGGUGAAGCUGUUCAGGGAUCAGCAGGAAUCCUUCAGAACAUGGAUCCGACUGCACGAUCUGGACCGAUCGUGGGAAAAGAGAGUUCAGUUCAAGCGUGCUCCCGACACUAUCGCGUCACCCGUGUACUAUGCUUCCUUACUGGGUCUCACCAAGACACUGUCUGAGAUCAUAGGGAUCGGCGCAGACAACGGGGUACUGACACAUUUGAUAAAUACCCUGGGAGGUGAAUAUAACACCCCGCUCCAGGCAGCAGCACUACAAGGCGAUGAAAAGAUCGUCCAAAUGCUUCUGGACCAAGGCGCCGAUGUCAACGCUGCCGAAGGGGGAUAUUGGGGCAGCGCACUACGAGCAGCAUCGGCCGGAGGCCAUGAGAAAGUAGUCCAGAUGCUGCUCGACCAAGGGGCUGAUGUGCACGCGCGCCAAGAUGCAAUGAAACCAGGCGAUGCACUGUACCAAGCAGCGAUAGCAGGCCACGCGAGCAUUGUACAGAAGCUCCUCGCACACGGAGCGAACAUCGAGCCCCAAGACGAAUAUGCCGGCAAUUCCCUAAUAGCCGCGUCUGGGGGAAACCAUCAACAGUGGUGGCGAGACUUGCUCGAGCAGGGCAGAGAUCUCAGGGCUGAAAAUGGAAGACACGGUAACCCCUACCCGGCUGUACCCAACAGUGCCCACGAGGAGGUUGUUCGAAUCCUGCUCGAGCGGGGCGCGGAUGUUAAUGCGCGGGAUGAAAUCGAUUAUGGAAAUGCGCUUGAGGCUGCCGCGGCUGAGGGUUAUGAGAAAAUCGCUCAAAUGUUGCUGGCCCAUGGCGCUAAUGCUCAGGCCAAAGCGAGUUACUUUGGACGCGGACUCGAGGCGGCUAGUGUUAAAGGCAAUGCGAAGAUUGUACAGUUAUUGUUGGAGCAUGGGGCCGAUGUGAAUGCCCCAGGGGAUGAGUGGGCAAAUGCCCUCCAUCCGGCAAUCACACUGCGCCAUCCCGAGGUUGAAAAGCUGUUGCGGGAGUGGGGUGCCGAUUUCUGGGCAAAUGUGGAGAAGUAG
This is a messenger RNA of Penicillium alfredii, 2952 nucleotides long. RefSeq lists its product as uncharacterized. NCBI's taxonomy places the organism in Eukaryota, Fungi, Ascomycota, Eurotiomycetes, Eurotiales, Aspergillaceae. Bases 1 to 2952 code for a protein of 983 amino acids. The record is from RefSeq and is a predicted model, not a curated record. Gene Ontology annotation, biological process: RNA processing. The transcript is spliced from 2 exons. Gene Ontology annotation, molecular function: RNA nuclease activity; RNA binding; protein binding.